This is a messenger RNA of Solanum pennellii, 1757 nucleotides long. RefSeq names its product UDP-glycosyltransferase 75C1-like. The coding region runs from base 36 to 1481 and encodes 481 amino acids. NCBI's taxonomy places the organism in Eukaryota, Viridiplantae, Streptophyta, Magnoliopsida, Solanales, Solanaceae. Gene Ontology annotation, molecular function: UDP-glycosyltransferase activity. The record is from RefSeq and is a predicted model, not a curated record. The transcript has a single exon.
CAUUCAUUAUCUUCUAAACUCUCUAAGAAUUAAAGAUGAUUUUCAUGUUCGUCUUGUUUCAUUCCAUCAUUCUUAUUUACCUCGAAAAAAUGGCAUCUUUGAAUGAUGAUUGUCAUGUUCUUGUUGUUUCGUUUACCGGACAAGGAAAUCUCAAUCCAUGUAUUCAAUUUUCCAAGAAUUUGAUCAAAUUAGGUGUAAAUGUCACAUUCUCAACAAGCCUAACAGCUUUUAAUCGAAUCUCGAAUCUUCCAACCAUACAAGGAUUAACAUUUGCUCCUUUCUCUGAUGGUUAUGAUGGCAACUUCAAAGGUCCCAUGAACAGAAUCCAUGAGUUCAAUACUUCAUUGAGGACUCAUGGUACUGAGUUUGUCACGAAUUUAGUCGAAGACAGGGCAAAACAGGGCUGCCCUUUUAAACGUAUCAUCUACACGACGUUAACUGCCUGGAUUGGUUUAUUAGCCAAGAAAAUCAACGUUCCAUCGACGUUUCUUUGGAUUCAACCAGCCUCAGUCUUGAAUAUUUACUACUAUUUUUUCAAUGGUUAUGAGGAUUCUAUCAAGAAUUGUUCAAAAGAUCAAUCUUUUGAGCUUCCUGGACUGCCUUUGUUGUCUCGUCGUGAUUUCCCUUCUAUCUUGUUUAAUGAUUCGAAUGAUUGGACAUUACUUGCCAUGAAAGAACAUGUUGAGUUACUAAAGAGUGAGACUAACCAAAAAGUUCUUGUGAACACUUUCGAUGCUUUGGAAUUUGAUGCUUUGAAUGUUAUCGAGAAUGUUACUAUAUUCGGAAUCGGCCCUUUGAUUCCUUCUGCUUUUCUUGAUGGAAAUGAUUCUUCUGAUACUUCAUUUGGAGUUGAUAUGAGACGAAGUUCCGAUAAUUAUAUGAAUUGGUUGGAUUCUAAGGCUAAAGAAUCGGUAAUUUACAUAGCAUUUGGUAGUUAUUCUCAGAUACCAAAUCAACUUAUGGAAGAGAUUGCUCAUGGUUUAGUUUUGUGUAAAAGGCCAUUUUUGUGGAUUAUUAGAGAGGGGGCGAAUGGCGAAAAGCCAUUUGAAAAGUUGAGUUGCAAAGAGGAGUUGGAAGAGUUAGGGAAAACAGUGGAUUGGUGUUCACAAGUGGAGGUUCUACAACACCCUUCUUUGGCGUGCUUCUUGACUCACUGUGGAUGGAAUUCGAGUAUGGAGAGUUUGGCUUCGGGGGUGCCUGUCGUGGCGUGUCCUCUUUGGAUCGAUCAAUUAAGUAAUGCGAAGCUUAUUCAAGAUGUUUGGAAGACGGGAGUUAGAGUGAACGCCAACGAUGAAGGUGUUAUCGAGAGGAAUGAGUUCGCGAGGUGUAUAGAGAUUGUGGUGGGAGAUGGGAAAAAAGGGGAAGAAAUAAGAAAAAAUGCUAAGAAAUGGAGGGAUUUAGCUAAGGAUGCUAUGAAGGAAAAUGGUUCAUCUAAUGUCAAUCUCAAGGCUUAUGUUAAUGAGAUUUUGCUUGGUGAAUAAAUCGUUUGUUACUCAGACUCUCUCCAAAAGUGUUGCUGCAUCUGUUUGACCAUCUUGGGCAUACCACGACUAUUUCAACGGAUACAUGCUAUUUCACCAACUCAGGUAUCAAGUGAUUCUUCCCACCAAGGCAUUUGAUAUCAAGUGAUCAAGUCGAUUUUUAUAAAUAAAUAGUUACGCAUUUGAAUAAAAGUAAUAAACCAUGACAUGUUAUGGUGCUUUAGUUGCAAGUCUAGCUUAAUUUGAAACUUGUGCAAAUACUCUGUAGUCUGCUUU